Messenger RNA from Capronia coronata CBS 617.96, 237 nucleotides. RefSeq lists its product as uncharacterized. The record is from RefSeq and is a predicted model, not a curated record. Lineage: Eukaryota; Fungi; Ascomycota; Eurotiomycetes; Chaetothyriales; Herpotrichiellaceae. The annotation marks the transcript as partial. The transcript has a single exon. Gene Ontology annotation, molecular function: zinc ion binding.
GUGGAUACACAGGACCCUUUUUUUGAAGCAUUGCUUCUCAAGUCUCUCCGCCUCUUUGUCCGAUGGCAUCCAGCCCAGGUCCGGUACUGCCCGACGCCGGACUGUCCAACAAUCGUCCCCGUUACUGAGAACGGGGUUGUUGUGACCUGUCCUGGCUGUCGGGCAGCGAUAUGCACCACCUGCCAGGCCGUCAGUCAUCAGGGCGUCUCUUGUGACGAAAUAGGGGCAAUAAGGGCC